UCGCUCUCGUACUCCAUUGUGUGUUCGGAUAUAGUGUUAAAAAUUGGUGUGGUCCAAAGGAUAAAGAUACGGCGUGCAGUAAAACGCACACGCUACUGAACCAACUGAGGUCUCUUUUUUAGCUGGCAUUACGCCUCCGGAUAAGACAAACGCGUGGACGGCGACCAUUGGAGGUGUGGAAAACGAAGGACAACGGCGCAGUUGGUGGAUACGCUUAUACGGAAUGCAGAAAUGAAUGAUACAUGGCUUGCAAUUGGAAGGACAGCGCGAGCAAAGCAAACGACUGUUUAACAUUGGACCGUGCUGAGAAUGGAAGGACGAGGAACGGGUUUGCAUGUGCGUUAAUUCAGCUACACGAAUUUACCUGCAACCGAGCUGUCCUUUCGCUGGUCGAUUACUAACACGGUCACUGGACAAGAUUACUGUGUCCAGAUGCCAGUACUGAGGACAGAGUAGGAAUUUUAUUGAUUAAAAUUGGCUAAAAGGCCAAUAUUCACCAAACGUCAUCAAUUACAUCGCGUACUUUGUUGAACGAGGGAAGGAAACAAAAGCCAGCUGCAAAAAAAGAACAACAGUACGCGUUUGUUACGGCGUUUGUUUACAAAUUGAGAUAAUCAACAGCAGACAACAAGCCAGCAAGAAAGCGAGGGUAGAAAAGGACGAUAUUUUUAGAGUGUAAAAAUCAGCACACACAAACACACAUACACAAAACCCGAACUCAGCUUGGCGCCGUAGAAUCAAAUGUGUUGCUGGAAAUGAUUUGUAACAAGGACGUCGUCAAUUGGUUCAGAAAUCUGAAGAGCUACAGCAGAAUAGACACCAUGUGCAUCAUGCUGAACAUGUGCCUUCCGUUCGAGCUGCGGUUCCUCGGUACGUACCUGGAGGAUCUCGGCCGACGGGAUGCGCCGGAGCUGCGCGGUGCCGAGCUGAAGGUGAAUAAUCCGCAGGAGUUCAUCGCCGACAUCGCGUCCGGCGAACCGACCGAUCAGCGUAUCCGGCGCAAGAUGGCCCUAUUUCUGGCGCUGUAUCGUGCCUGUAACCACGCGUAUGCCAACGAGCUGUUCAAAACGCUCGAAGGCUGGGGUGCCCGGUCGGAUUUACAGCGGCUAUUCGAGGAGGACGAUCAGCAGGAGUUGCUGCUCGUUUACACGAUGGCCACUAACCAUCCGGUGUUUUCGUUCGAGCAACGGUUGCACUGUGGUGAGAUUUUUACGAAGCUUAAAUCCUGGGAACCGAAAGCUAACCACCGGGGAUCGGGCGAUCGGGAUGAUGCCGCACUGGAGCAACAGCAGCAACCGCAGCAGCAUCAUUCGCAGCAUCAUCAUCAGCAGCCACCAUCGCAGCAUCAUUCGAUGGAUUCGUUGCACAGCAACAGCCCACAACAAUCGCCAAUACAGCAGCAACAGCAACAUCAUCAACAACAUCAACCGCAACAUCUACAGAACUCGACGCCACCGCCUGCUGUUCCACCGCCCGGAACGGCAACCCUUCAUGCACUGCCACCGAAUGCGGCACUUUCGAUGCAAAAUUUACCACAAGGUCCAGCAUCGCUCGGGCAACCCGUUACGCUAAGUUAUACGGGAUUGCCAGGAUUGACACAGACGCUUCCUAAUGACGCCACGCUAACUCCUACGCAUUAUCUCGACACAUUGCAUGCGUUGCCAGUGCAGACAGAUUUUACAAUUCCUCCACCAGUGUCAUCGCGUUGGGUACAAUCCGUAUAUCAGCAGCUAUCCUAUCCUCCACCGUCAUCGUCGCCACACAUGAGCAAUCCCUCAUCACCGAUUCAGAGCCGUACUACAAGUCCAACCCGCAUCCAUCCGAGCAGUGUGCAGCAUCGAAUUAGCCGGAACCAGCAGAAUGAUCAGCAGCAACAGCAGCAGAACCAAUCGCAAAUGCAAAGCCUAAAGCCUGUUGAUGAGGUAGCAAUGCACAGUUUCACGAAUUUUAGGCUAAGACAUGAUUUGAUGAAUGUGGAUUUUUGCCUUUCCCAGGACCAGACAAUGGUGAUGCUGAGCCAGAUGCAGCUCCGAAAUGGUAUGCGGCAAACGCAUAAUACGUUGCCACGACAAUCGAAGCAGAACUAUGUCACGCAGCUUCCGCCAUAUCAUCAUCAACAGCAGCAACAACAGCAACAUCAUUCGCAACGAGAUAGUGGGAUUUAUCAUACGGCAAACUACAAUAUGAAAGGAGUUGGCGGCGUGAUGAUGGACAUCAUGAAUCACCAACCGAAUUCAACGGGCAGUGAUUCGGGUAGUUCUAUUGGAUCGACGGGUGAAGUGUCGCCGCCAGAAACCCCCGGUGUGGCACCGGCCAGCAUCCCCACGAUUCCACAUGCACGCUCGAAUCGUUCAAACAACAUGCGCAACAUAAACGGACGACCGGAGAAACAAUAUCCAUCGAUGACAUAUUCACAGCUACACCAACAGCACCAACAAAAUGUCGCACAUCAGCAACAACAGCAACAGUUUGCCGGCACCGAUCUAAUGGUACCCGGUACGGGGCAAACAUUUAUCGCGACUGGCACAACCAACGGUGCUACGAUGAGCGGCACUGGGAACAAUGGUGCCACCGGCGCUGGUGUCGUUUCAGCGGGACAGGUGUUGAUUAACCAACCGGGGGGGCAGUUUGUGUACGCCGGUACGCCGGCAUCCUUUCCGCAGGUAAGCGUAUCACACCGGUCCGUCGCUAAUGCGGCCUUGUCUCACGGCACCGCAUUCCGGACGGCGCCGGCUUACGCACAGACAAUUCAACCGCAGGCACCGCAAUCACAAACAGCCGAACCGAUACUGUAUCAGUAUCACCCGACAGCGGUUGUUGCUACCGGUGUGCCAGGCCCGACGGUGGUAGCGAACAGUGCGAUUCCGUAUCUCCCACCGCAACCUCCCUCCUCGACGGUGGCCAGCACCCAAACGAACCUGCCCGGUGCGGUACGAUCAUCACCCUCGCCCCAGAUUGGUUUGCUGCAGCAGACAAAAGUGGCAGCAGGAGGUAGCAGUUCUUACGGAGCAACAACAUCGCUUCCGUACACCAGUUCGGCACCAUCGUGCUACAACUGCGGUUCGUUGAAGCAUACCGGUCUAGAUUGCCCUGAAGCGUCCAUGGAAGACAUGACUCGAACGUCAAACUUUACGCUCGAUUACAACACUAUCAGCAACAGUGCAACGUCACCGGGAACGGUAACGACACCGACGACCACCACGAUACCGUCGCUCGGUGUUGGGACGGGGAACAGCAAUAACAACACGACGCAGGGCACUGCUUCGGUGGUUCUGUCCACAAAUGUGGCAUCCGGCGAAGGCAGCAGUAGUACGAACAGUAGCAGCAGCAGCAGCAACAGUAGCAAUACUAAUAGCGGUAAUGGUAACAAGAGCAACAAUACUACCAGCCUCAGCAGCAGCAAUACGAUCAGUGCCAGCAGUAAUAGCAAUAACAACAACAACAACAACAACCUUCAUCAUCACCAUCACCAUCAUCAUCAUCACGGCACUAGUGGUAGCGUGAGCAGCAGUAGUAGUAACAGCAAUAAUAGCUCCGUGGACGUACCGUUAACAGGCAACCUGUUGCCGGUGGAUGCUGUGAGCGGUAGCAGUAACAGCAUCAGCACCAGCAGCAACAGUUCCGGCAACAGUGGUGCAGCUGGCAGCACUGGCAGUGGCAACAGUAGCAACGCUGGUAGUGGUGGUGGUAGUAAUAAUAGUAGCAAUCUCGUUAGUGCUAGCGAUCGAUUUAAUGACAGACGGCUUAGCGCGAUAUACUGGUAGUGUGCGUUGGAAGUGAACCGAGUCAGAGUGCAUGCACUAAGUGAAAUUCGUGGGACAAGAGCGGUUUCGAAGCGGUCUGUGAAAAAAUCACAACCAUUACAUGAACUACGUAGCGUAACAAAAUGGAAUGGCAACAAACAAGGACUUUAACGAUAAGUAACUUUAUCGACGAGACGAGUAAUGUAACAAGCCACACAUCAUACACACCCAAGGCGCGUACGUAUAAUGUCUCUUUUAGUUACAAAAAAAAGGAUAAGAAUUUUUUCUCCCCUCUAAGAACUAUUUGCAAAUCUCCAGUCAGCGCGAAACGAUUUAAAUGGGAUGCCGUGUGUUAAAACGGAACUGCCGUGUGUCUAUAACCGGUCGUGCAAGGAGAAGAACACAGGAAAAAGGAAGCUUUUCGAACGUAUAGAAGUGUGUGCGGUGGUUUUAAAUGUGAUGUGAUUGAGAUAGAUCAGUGCGCGACAAAAUGGAAAUGAACCGCCCGGAAAAGGUUGGAAAAUGUAAGUAAACAAAUACAUUAAUAUAAGAGCAUAAGAGACAAACAAACAAACAAAAGAAUGUGAAAAAACAAUAGACACACUCUCACACACAUACACACGUUCGUUUAGUUUAGGAUAACAGGGAGAGAGAUUGUGAAUAGUUCAAACAAAAAGAUACAAACAAACUACAGCAGAGUUCUGGACGUUAUAUAAAAAAAUUCCCAGAAAAAAAGAAAAUGCUUUCGGGCCAGGAAAUGGAAAUGAAAAAGAAAAUUGCGAAUGAAAAUCAAGAAAAUACGGAAGGAAGAGAACACACACUCAAAAACCCACAUUAGCCCGAGUUUGUGUAGCGCGCUUGGGAAAUGCGUAACAGUAAUAAAUCGAUAAAAAUUAGUCUAUUAUUGAAACAAACAAACAAACAAAAAAAAAACAACAGUGUAUUUAUAUAUAAAAUUAUUAAUAAAAUAAUUUAAACAAGUUAGCAAAACAACAACAACAAACGGAGGUCGAAAGUUUGUUCCCAAAU
Anopheles moucheti is the source of this 4772-nucleotide messenger RNA. RefSeq names its product transcription factor mef2A. Lineage: Eukaryota; Metazoa; Arthropoda; Insecta; Diptera; Culicidae. The record is from RefSeq and is a predicted model, not a curated record. Gene Ontology annotation, molecular function: zinc ion binding; nucleic acid binding. Bases 756 to 3764 code for a protein of 1002 amino acids. The transcript is spliced from 5 exons.